This is a messenger RNA of Oryza sativa Japonica Group (Japanese rice), 2345 nucleotides long. RefSeq lists its product as uncharacterized. Gene Ontology annotation, cellular component: cytoplasm. NCBI's taxonomy places the organism in Eukaryota, Viridiplantae, Streptophyta, Magnoliopsida, Poales, Poaceae. Gene Ontology annotation, molecular function: protein binding. The record is from RefSeq and is a predicted model, not a curated record.
ACCCCCUCACCUCAGCAGCAGCUGGGAGCUCUCAGUCACCACUCCGCUCGAUCUCCCCCCGCACCACUGCGCCGCGCAGAGCGGAGCAGAGCUUCUCCCAGAGCUAGAGCUUUGCGCUAGCCGUCCGUGGCGCGAGAAUCCCGAGAGCUCGCGCCCCGAGCAGGAGCAGGCAAUGCCGGUCCAGGACCCUUCCUCCCCCGUGCCGGCGGCGGCGCGGCCGAAGCGCACGUCGUCGGCGCCGAUCCGGCCGUCGGACUACACGCACAGCCCGGCGCACCACCGCGUCGCGCUGCGGGACGCCGCCGGGCUGGCGGGCGUCCUCCAUGGGCUCCCGCCGCUCGCCCACCCGAGCCGCAUCCUCACCGCCGCCGACGCCGCCCGCGAGGCCCGCCUCGCGGCGUCCGUGUCCGGGGCGCUCGACCGCCGCGACGUCCCGGGCGGGGACACCGCGCUCCACCUCGCCGUGAGGCUCAGGCUCCCCUCCCUCGCCUCCGCGCUCGCCGCCGCCGGCGCCGACCCCACGCUCCAGAACCACGCCGGGUGGACGCCCCUCCAGGAGGCGCUCUGCCUGGGUUGCAAGGACAUCGCCGCGUGCCUCCUCCGCGCCCACCGCCUCGCCGCCUGGGCCAAGCUCCGCCGCCGCGCCCCCGCGCUGUCCGCGGCGCUCCGCCGGGUCCAGGACUUCUACCUCGAGGUGGACUUCCACUUCGAGAGCUCCGUCGUGCCGCUCCUCUCCCGCGCCGCGCCCUCGGACACCUACCGCAUUUGGAAGCGCGGCGCGGAGCUCCGCGCGGACACCACGCUCGCCGGCUUCGACGGCCUCCGCAUCCGCCGGGCCGACCACUCGUUCCUCUUCUUCGGCGAGGAGGCCGACGCCGGCGGCCGCCACCUCCCCCCGGGCUCGCUCCUCGUGCUCCACCGCGGCAAGCGCGAGGUGCACGACGCGUUCGCGGCGGCGGCGGCCGCCGGCGACGAGGAUUCGGCCACAUCUGACGCGGCCGCGUAUCGACCGGGGCUCAACAUCUCCUCCGCGAGGCUCGUGCCGAGGACGACAUGGCUACGGAAGGAGAAGACGGAGAGCGUCGGGGAGUGGAAGGCUCGGGUGUUCGACGUCCACAACGUCGUCUUCUCCUUCCGCACGCUCAAGGCAGCCAACGCCGGCCGCAAGGACUUCACCUUCGAGCUCGCCGGAGACGACGACGACGACGACAACAACGACGACGAGGAAGACUUCCUCCCCCUGGAGAUCCGCGACGAUGACGAGGACGGCGACUUCCUGGUCGCCGACAUCCCCCCGCCCCCGUCGCGCCGCAGCUGCUACGUGCCCGGCCGGCGCAGCGUGGCGGCGCCGCCGUCGCACAUGGCGACGCCGCAGAGGCGGCGGAACAGCGUGGACGUGCCGCGGCGGCUCCCGGCGUGCGCGUCCGUCGGCCGCGGCGAGGGCGGCGUGUUCGGCCGCCACGCCACCACGACGGGGGGAGCCAGGUGGAAGGAGGAGGAGACGGUGAAGACGCUGCGGCCAACCGUCUGGCUCACCGAGGACUUCCCGCUCACCGUCGACGAGUUCUUGCCGCUGCUCGACAUCCUGGCCAGCCGCGUCCGCGCCGUGCGCCGCCUCCGCGAGCUGCUCACCACCAAGUUCCCGCCGGGGACAUUCCCGGUGAAGGUUGCCAUUCCUGUUGUUCCAACGGUGAGGGUAGUGAUCACCUUCACCAAGUUCGUCCCUCUCCUCGAGCCGGAGGAAUUCUUCACGCCGAUGUCAAGCCCCAGCCUGUUGGUGAGCCCGGGUCCGGGAUCCAUCAUGCACAAACCAGACACUCAGAAGAGCUCCUAUUUGAAGUGGGGCUUGAAGAACUCCAGAUCGAAGCCGGUGAACCUGUCGCAGGUUGCGGACAACACCGACCCGUUCACGAUCCCGAGUGACUACACUUGGGUAAGCCUCGGGUCUAAGGGCCAAGACAAGAAGUCAUCCAAGACUAAGAAGGGGAAGACCAAAGAGACCAAGCUUAGCUAGAAUCAGGUUACAUGAUCCAGUGGCCCUGGUUCAGUGAGAGCUCCCAGAACCUGUAAUUACCAAAUCAUCUGGGAAGAGCCAUGCCACUGGUAAUAAUACCUAGCAUUAGCUUUGCACUACUCAAGAAGAAAAGCACAAUGGUUAUCAGUAGAUGCCAGGGAAUAGAGCUUGUGAAACCAUGCCUGGUAAAUUUCUCCCCCCCCCCUCUCCUGUUCUUCUCAACUGAUUGUUCAGCUGUGUUGUAAAACUGCGCAAGAACCGAGACGCUCAAUCAUUACAUGGAUUCCUUCUGUUCUUUCUGUGUAAUCCUAUCUAGGUUGUGUUUAGUUCC